This is a messenger RNA of Linderina pennispora, 8579 nucleotides long. RefSeq lists its product as uncharacterized. Gene Ontology annotation, cellular component: cytoplasm; ubiquitin ligase complex. Gene Ontology annotation, biological process: ubiquitin-dependent protein catabolic process via the N-end rule pathway; protein ubiquitination. The record is from RefSeq and is a predicted model, not a curated record. The transcript is spliced from 2 exons. Lineage: Eukaryota; Fungi; Kickxellomycota; Kickxellomycetes; Kickxellales; Kickxellaceae. The coding region runs from base 115 to 8430 and encodes 2771 amino acids. Gene Ontology annotation, molecular function: ubiquitin protein ligase activity; zinc ion binding.
UCUCUUUUUCCCGGAUAGCUUGGAAACUCAAUUGCAGCCGUUUCUCUCUCUCUUUGUUCAACUGCCUUUUUUUAUUUCGCAGCUAUUUUUCAAGCUUAUUAGCAGGCGAACAGCAUGAACAGCGGAACCCCUGCUGAGCCAAUGUCGGCCUCAAUUCCAACCGGGGCAGUGGCAACAGCAGCAGACCCUGCGGCGAGCCACACGCCUAGCGAGAGCUUUAUCGACGAGCCAUACUCUGUCGAGCUCUACGACUAUCUGCGCAACACGCCCAAGCGGUACAACUACAUGCUCACCCCAGCAGCCCGCAAGGACAUCCUGCACAAGGUGUCCUGGUAUCUUCUAUCCAAGGACGAUCGUCUGGCGGACCUGGUCCCGCUGGACGAGCGAACAGGCGGCGCGCCGCGGGAGGAGCUGCAGGAUGAAUUUGAGACACCUAUUGAAUAUACUGAGGUCAGGCGCGGACAGCCGUGUGGGCAUGUGUUUAAGCGCGGCGAAGGCGUCUAUAGAUGCAAGAACUGUGCCAUGGACGAUACCUGUGUUUUAUGCACACGGUGCUUCCAGGCCACUGACCACACGGGUCACGACACCUCAUUCAGCGUAAACUCGGGUACAGGCGGCUGUUGCGAUUGCGGCGAUCCCGAGGCGUGGAAGAUUCCGCUGCGCUGCCGCCACCACAGCAGUUUCGAAGAGCUCGACGAAAUCGGCUUUGACCCUAUCAUCUCUUCGGCCGGAGCGCCCUUUGUUCCUGGCUACAACAACCACAACGAGUGCCCAGUAAGCGUCAGACGCGCUAUCGAGCUGACCAUUGCAGUGGUACUGGAGUUCAUUCUGGAGACGUUCUCCACAUCGCCAGUACACUUGCGCACUAGCUUUGACGAGCGAUCCAUCAUUGAGGAUGCGCAGAGUGCGAGCGAGGCACUGGGAGAUCCCGAGGUGCAGACAAAGUUCGCCAUCGUCUUGUGGAACGACGAGGUCCACUCAUUCCAGGACGUCAUCGACCAGUGCACACAGGCGCUAGACUGCUCGCCUGUGGAGGCUCGCAAGAUCGCCGAGACAGUCGAUGUCAGCGGCCGCGACGUCCUGCGGGUCAGCACAUCGAUCACAGAUCUCAUCGAAAUUGCGACGUCCAUGGUCAAUGUGUCGCUCUGCAUAUCUAUUCGUGCUGCCCGCGACGUGUUCCGUGAGCAGCUGUCGGCGUCGCUUCUCAUAUGGCUUCGCGACCUGGCGUGCUGCAAGUUCCGCCCGCUUGCGCGCGUCUUCCAGGGCAAGGUCAACAACGAGAUCCGCUCAGAAAUUAGCCACCAGCUGUGCUUGCGUUGGGAGGCGCCAUUCCGCAACAGCUAUUUGGCAGACAUCCUCUUCAAGCAGUACAGCUACGACAUCCGUCCGAUGGACUCCGACACAGAGGACGUGUAUGCCGAUGGCGAGCUCGAUGACGAAGAGUACCUUGAUGAAGACGACGAAGAGAGCGUCGACGACGAAGGCGCCAUUACACAGGACGAGAGCAACGCAGUACAAUCACCCGCAGGCGCAGCAGCAGCUCCAGGAAACGCAGCCUCCCAGCAUGCACAUGCUGCUACAUCUGCUGCGGCUGCUGCUCAAGAGAUAGGCAUGGUGGUUGAUCUGUCGGAUGCACAGGAUGCCCAGAUGCGGGGCAGAAGGCGGCUCAGGUCAGACAGCACCGACUCGCUGAGGCAGCAAGGCGAGGAGCGCGGCAGCCCACGCAACUAUCCGCAGCCCGGUGCUGUACACGGGCGCAAUGAUAGCGACGCUGGGGCCCCUCCUCCCAGCCUCUGGCUCAAUGAGACGGCUGGUGGCACUGGCGUUCCAUCCUUGCACGCAGCUGUUGGCGCAGCUGUGGAUGCCGUUGACGCAGCACGAUUGUCGCUUGCCCGCUUUAUGCAGCCUAACUACAUGCCCGGACACCCACAGCACUCGAUGGCUCCUGGUGCGUUCCCAAGCACAACGUACCUGUCCGAGGACCCGAAUGCAGACCCGACGCACUUGCUCAUGGCCACGCAGAUUGAGAACGCACCACAGCAGGACCCAGAUCGGGCAUAUGAUCACGCGACGUCCCACGCCAUCAGGCGAGUGCUGCGUGGGUGUGGGCAGCAGCGUCUGGACUGGUUCCUCAUUUUCGAUCUACAGCUGUGGAAGGAGGUGCGGAGCGGCCUGCGUGAGCUGUACAUGGCCACGCUGAUGCUUGACGGCCGGUACAAGAUGAAGAUUGCGCUGACCUUCUCGCGCAACUACCCACGCCUGUCCCGGGCGUUCCUGACGCAGGACCGUGCACCUGAACACUCGGUGCUACUGUUCUCGGUACAGCUGUUUACUGCCCCGACGCUCUCGGCAGAGCUGGUUGACCACCACCGGUUCCUCUACAUAAUACUGAGCGUGCUCAAGAGGUUCUUUGUCGAGCCGACACCCGAGUUUUUGCGCCACCAGGGUGUUGUUCUGUGCGAUACAGAGUCGUUCCGUAAUCGCCGGUACUUCCAUGUGUUCCACGACAUGCGCUAUCUGGCCGGCACACCACAGGUGCGCAACUGGGUGUCGUCCCAGCACCAGUUUCUGGCCACAUAUGUAGGCUUCAUUGGCCUCUUCCAGGGCAUGAACCCGAAUCGCCGUGCAGUCCUUCAGCACGUCGAGUUUGAGGCCGAUACAUGGGUCAACGCGUUCAACGUCACCCUGCAGGUUGCCAAGAGCUGUCGCCAGUUUGCCGAGUGCUAUGGCAUCUCGGCGCGGGAUCUGUUUUUUGCCAUGCGCGGCACACUGCGUGCGCUACGCCAUUCAGUAGCGCUGAUGGCCGAAGAGAACUGUGCUGUAAUCAUCCGCACUGCGCAGAUGCAGGGUCUCUUGGGCCCCGAAGCUGGGCAUACUGUCAACACAGGCGGCAACCUGGGCGAUGCUAUGCCGCUCGUUGCUGAGGCCCACAUUCGGUCGACCAUGUGGGGCAGCCAGUACUACAUCGUCAAGUACGAUGUGGCCUCUUGCCCAGUCAGCUUCCACCACCCGCUGCACUGGUUUAUGGCUGAGCUGUGCCAGCACGUAAAGCUGCUGUCAGAGGACAUUGCGCGCGAGUACGGGUUUGACAGCAUUCGCCACAUGAUCUUCACCGCGUUCAAUGUCUCAUACGACAGCGCACUCGAGGGCCCGACGGACGCAGCCAUGGAUGGCUCUGAUGCGGGUUCAUCGGGCAGCAGUGGCGCUGCUAGCCGCGCAGCACGCUCCCAUAGACGAAUCAUGACUCAGACCGACAUUGAGCGGGCCCAGCACGAGCUCCUGCGUAUCCUUGACUACCCGAUUCGUGUUUGUGUCGUGAUGGCGCAGAUCCGCGCCGGUCUCUGGGUGCGCAACGGCUAUGUGAUCCGGUCGCAGUCGCACCACUAUCGCGAGGUGUCUCUUCGCGAAAACACGUACGACCAGGACAUUGUCAUGAUCCAGUUCUUCCUCAGCAUCUGGCCGGAUACCGAUCACAUCCUGAUGGCCUUGCUUGACCGCUUCGGGCUCUAUGACUGGUUCAGCGGCCAGCCACAUGUGUCGGAGGUGUACGAGCAGUCGCAUCUCCAAUACAUGGUGGAGGAGUUCCUGAAUGUGCUCAUUGUGCUGGUGUCGGAACGCCAUGUCGCCACUGGCAAGAAUGCGCUGGAUCUGGCACGCCGUGAGAUUGUGCACGGAUGCCUGAGCCCGAUCGCAUACUCGGAGCUGUCAAAGAAGAUCCCCGAGCGCUUGGCUGAGCACACCGAGUUUGACAAUCUGCUACAGGAGAUGGCCGAGUACCGCUCUCCCGUCAGCAUCAUGGACUUUGGAAUGUACGAGCUCAAGGACGAGUAUCUGGACGAGGUCGAUCCCUACUUUAUCCACUACUCGCGCAACCAGCGUGAAGAGGUCGAAGAGCUCCUGCACGAACGACUGAAGAAGCGGUUGCGUCGCAGCGGCGGCGACCCUGAUGCCGUGCCUGCCUAUAUCCCGCCCAAGCUUGACCCGAUUCGGUUUGGUCCGUUCCAGCGGCUUGGAAUGGUGCUGCAUACGCCCCUGGCAUGCCAGGUGCUCUUCAACGCCCUGUACCACGCGACAAACACGCCAAACCACUACAUGUCCGAGACCAUGGUUGACGAGGCGCUGCAACUUGUAGUGCUCGCACUCGAGGACGGUCGCCGCGGAGCCGUGGCUCGUGAGAUCGGCGGCCCAGAUGUCAAUCCAGACGGUGAAGAGGGCAACACCCCGAACCGCGGUGGCCUGUGGAAGUACGCCCUCGAGCAGGGCUAUCCAAUGUCCAAGGGCGGCAAGCCAAUGAACUUCCUGGCUCUGGUGCUGUCGCUGGGCCUGCGGUCUGAGCUGAAGCAGUGGAAGCCCAAGCUGGACUACAUCCUCAAGCUCUUCCGCGAGGGUGGGCCGCGCGUCAUCAGCUGCAUCGACGAGUACUACGCAAGCCUCGAGUCAACCCCCCUGGGUAGCCAUGUGCUGAGGACGGCGCAGGACGAGGCCAGCGCUGCCGAGCGCAAAAAGCAGGAGGCCAAAGCGCGCCAGGCGGCGAUCCUGGCCGACUUUGCCAACCGCCAGCAGAAUUUCAUGGCCCAGUUUGGCGACGAGUUUGACGACCUGACUGAUGAGGAGGAUAUCGACAAGGCAGAUGACGUAGUCGAGACCUCCGCUGACAAGGGCAAGGGGUCCGAUAUGAGCCGGGUGCACAACUCGCUGUGGACUACGCCCGGCGGAACCUGCAUUGUGUGUCAGGAGGAAUGCGAUGGCACAAAGCCGUAUGGCAUUCUGUCGCUGGUUCAGGCGUCGCGUGUAGCGCGCACUGCACCGCUUUCUGACGUUGUCAGCGUCACUGAUAUCCUGGGCAUGCCUGGUGGUCUCGACUGCGAAAUCAACGAUGCGCCAGCCAUUGCACCACAGACCCCCGAGAGCUCCAUGUCAGCGAGCAAGAUCAGUGCGCAAAUGCGGCUGGCCGACCAAGCUGGACUCAAUGGGCAGGUCGCAGCUGGAGCAUAUGGCGCGCCGUCCGGCCUUAAGGGGUUCCCUGUGCUGUACCACGAGCGCGGGAUGGUUGCCAAUACCUGUGGCCACCUGAUGCACCUGCGGUGCUUUACCCAGUACUACCAGGGAAUCGAGGCUAAGCGCCAGAAUCAGCCUACACGCAACCACCCAGAGAACCCGCACCGCAAGGAGUACCUGUGCCCGCUCUGCAAGAGCCUUGGAAAUAUCCUUUUGCCCGUCUUGCCCCACGUCGGCGACUACGACCCUCUGACAAUCACGGACCAGAAUCCGGAGCGGUUCGCAGUACCGGCCAGCCAGCGCACCGACCAGGCCACCGCCGAGUUUGAGCACUGGCUGCAAGGCGACUGGCGCGAGCUUGGCGAGACGAUUGUCGCUGUCACCAAUGGGCGGACUUCGUCCAAGGUCGCCCCUGUACUGAGUGGUGGUCCGGGCUCGCAGGCCGAAAGCAGCUCUGGAUCCGACCGUGAAGGAACCUCGCAGGCCAGGACGCCGUCGUCGUCUACUCCUGCCAUUGGCGCGGCGGCAGCGGCAGCACCAGGAGGCUCAACACCCGAGGCACCUGCGGGAUUCCGCGCCAUGGGUCAGACAGCUGAGGAUACCCUGGCCAGCGGCCUGAUUGCGUCGCUUCGGAACGCAGGCGGCUUCAGCUUCAACCUGCCUGAGGGCCUGACCGAGUCCCUGCCGCGCAACCUGGAUCUCCUGCGUGCCGCCCAGCAUCUGCCAGGUGGCUUCGCUGCUGUUCAGACUCUUCUCCAGCGGUUCCUGCAACCCAGCACGAAUGCCGCCUUCUCGCUUGUCCCGGGCUCUGAGCGCAUGGUUUUACCCCUGUCGCAGUAUGUGCGGUGGAUGUUCGGCAUGCACUUUGCCGACACACAUCAUCACCAGCGCAGGCAGGCGCAUAGCGGCACUGGCUCGCACAGCGGAUACUCGACUCCUGAGGCCUCUGGCUAUGACCAAGCGUUUGCUGCUGGAGGACGGCACAUGUUUGCACAAAAUACCGAGGCGCAGAGCCGUGCUGCUGCUGAAAAGGAAAGCCGUAUGCGUGGGCAGCUUGAGGAGUACCAGUUCAUGUAUACGCGCCUGUAUGAGGUUGUGCAGCAAGUCCAGCGUGACAACCACGUCGGGCUGCCGUCGGUUUCCUUGUUUGAACACAUCGGCAAGGGCAAGGGCAAGGGCAAGAGCAAGGGCAAGAGCAAGAGUGCUUUGGGUGUCCAUGGCCAAUAUCGUGAAGGCUCGGACAGCCUCCCCUUCGACGAGGACGAGGAGUUUGAGGAUGCAUACGAGGAUGAGGAUGGCGAUGAGAUCGAUAGCGACAGUGCUUCCUUCAAUCCUGCUGCACCUGUGGGCGCAUCUGCUGGCACCAGUAGUCCUAUCCACAACGCUGCCCAUGGCCGCCAAGGAUACCUGACUGACUCGCCCUUGGCUGGGUUGCCGCAGCUGAUGCAGGUCCUGAGCGACAAUCUGCGCUCAAUUGGCUCCGCUGGUAAUGCGUUGCCCAGUAUCCUUGGUGGAGGCGGUGCCGGCGGAUCUGCUGCCCCAGCUCAUGGCGACCCCUCUGCCCCCCGUAUCUUCCCGUUCGAUCGGGCAGCCACGGCUCUGUUCUCACACUCGCUGGCCAUCCUUGAGCUGGCACAGCGCGGCGUGCGUAACCCGCCGGUCUUUGAUCACGAGGAUUCGCGAAGCCAGCCGUCUGGCACGCUGGUCGAUGGAGUUCCUGAAGCCCACGCGGUAUUCAUGCACUCGCUGGCCAAGAUCGCAGAGAUGCAUUACCGCACUGCUUUUGGACCAGUAUCCGACCUGGCCACAGGCACUGCCAACACUGAUCCUCCAGCUCUGACCCCAGCACAAAAACUGAGGUGGCUGAUGUCUCAGCCGUCGCCGUUGCCGUCGCCGUCGCCCUCACCUGCUCACACCCCUGGGGCAGCAACGGCCCAGAGAGAGGCAAUGCAGCAGACGCGCAUGUCAAUGCUUAAGGACCUUAGCUACAUCCUGGGCCCUCUCACCGGUAUCCCUGUUGUGCGGCCGCGCGAGUCUCUGCACGACCAGUCGGUAUGGCUGACCGGAACCGAUGGCCUGCCGCCGCGCCCGCUGCUGAUGCAAGACUCGGCAUCGAUCUUCACCGAGCUGAGCAUGUCGCUCGUUGUGCCCUUGGGCGUCGAUAUCUGGCAGCUUGUACGCCUGUUCAUGACCGUGGAGCUUGUCCGUGUCUGUGUUGCUGUCGGAGACAGUGUCAUUGGCGAGUACAGCGGUGCGCCCAAGGCACUUCGCGCUGCUCAGCACUUCCCCGUUGAUAUUGGCGCCAGCAUCGCCAAUGCUUCGAGCUCUAUUCCUGGAGCUGCCGGAUCGACGCGCUCACAAGCUGCAGCCGCUGCCGCCGCCGCAGCAGCCGCCGCCGUGGUGUCGGAAAACUCACACCAGCCGUGGAUUGACGCCCCUGAGGCCCGCGACUCCAAGCUGCUGUCGUCGAUUUCGGGUGGUACCGACGCAAAGGUGGUUGAGGCAUCGGCCCCGGGCAUCAACUCGCUCAUUCUGUGGGUCAUUCGCCAGAUCCGUGGGUCAGAUAUGGAUGAAGAGGUCUUGACGCGCUUUAGGUACAGUGCACACCGGACCACGGUGACUAAGCUCGUUGUGUCGCUGAUGCUGCCGUUCUUGCGCCGUCUUGCGCUGACACUGUACCUCCAAUACGGCAUUGAUCUGGCCCGUGAGGCGCCAUGGAUGCGCGAAGAACGUGCACGCGCAGCCACAAACAACGAUCCCCAGAUCAUGGCUCAAUCGGAGCCCGAAUGUGUGCGUCUGCUCAAGAUCUUGAACUUGCCCGAGCUGCACAAGGUGUUUGUCCCCGAGGCACAGCCUGGCAUGACAGCCAUUGUCAGCAACUGGCUCAAGGAUCUGCGCACGUUCCGCAGUCGCCACGGCUCGGCAGUGUCGCUGGGCGCCGGAUACACAAUGGCAGUGCCCGUAAGCAUGCCCACGCCAUACACCCUGGUUGAAAUGCCUGAUCGGUUCGAGGUGCUGUUCGAGCGCUCGGCCAAGGCGUUCUGUCCCCGCUGCAAUAGCGUCCCAAGCGACCCCGCGCUGUGUCUGCUGUGCGGCAGCUUUGUCUGUUCACAGAGCUUCUGCUGCGAAGUCCAGGGCAUCGGCGAAUGCAACAUGCACAUGAAGUCAUGCGGUGGAACCGUCGGCGUCUACCUGCUUGUCAAGAAGUGCGGCCUGCUGCUCUUGCACCAUGACAACGGCUGCUUCAUGUCGGCGCCGUACCUCGACCAACACGGCGAGGUGGACCUGGGGCUGAAGCGUGGCCGUCCGCUAUUCAUCAACCAGAACCGCUACGACGAGAUGCGCAAGCUUGUUCUGACCCAGAAGAUUCCGGUGUUUGUUGCUCGCAAGAUUGACCAGGCGUUUGAUAUUGGAGGCUGGGUCUCGCUCUGACCUUGACAAAACAAAAAAAUUAUUCUCUACGCUCUUCUCUCCUUCGAUGGCAACCCCAUCUGUAUUGAAAACAUUCAUUGAUCGCUGCCUCAGUAUGUCUAUGCAAUGUGUAGUCUAGUGCCGGUGUGCCCAAUGUGUCGACAUUUGGU